AUGGGGCGAGCGCUCCGGAGCUUGCCCUUAACGGCCAGCAAGCCGUUGGAGGACGCGGCUCGUGUGUGCAACUCCCUCUUGAGAACCAACGCCCGAGCUCUGGGUGACAGCCGUUUAUCGCUUUCGCGGUCUGUCACCCAGCUUGAGCUGUUGAACGCUCGCAUGGACGGUACCGCCAGAGGUUUCGCGAAAUCCUUCGGUGCGGGUUGGCAUCGCACGGAGGGGGGGGGCACCUAGGUGGAGAGGGGGGUGGAGAGGGGGGGGGGGGGGGUACGUCGACGUUGUGGUGGCUCCUGGCCCAGACAAGAGGAUGGAACAAUUUUAACAGUUUUGUGCGCUGGGGGCCGGACAUCGCGACGUCAAGCGUUAUGGCAGGGUCGCUCGCAAGUUCUUUGUCGGGGCUGGGUAGGUUCGUCGGCGGGCUGCUGUGCUUUCGUACGUGCGCGAUCAGCUGUUUUUCCGGCGUGUACUCGUAGGCAGUAUUUCGUAUUUCAGUAUUUCGCCGGCCGAGGAAGGCGUGUAGAGGCCACUGAUUCCGCCGCCGCUAAGCAAUACAGUACCAGUAUAAGACAAGCCUGAUUUUUUAAGUUAUGUAUGUAGCUUUACGCAGUGUCUGCCCUUUGAACGAGCGUUUGGUGGUGGACUGCUGUCCAGCGGUAUAUUCCUCCCCAAUGUAGGGGUGCAUGUUUCCCGGUGUGGCGGGCGAAUCGAACGGCGGGUGCGGACUUGCUUGUCGAAGAGAUCACACAGUAGCAAGGUAUUUUUAGAAAACUUGGCUGGUGCCUGUCCAUCUCUCGCGGGAAUUGUUUUCACGCGGAUCCUCAUUUUUUUUUUAUUUGUAUCCGGGUGUGUGUGCGGUCAUACACCGCUAUUCGUUCUGGGCUCUGGGCUUGCGGGCCGCCGUGGGUGUGUUAGGGUUGUGAUUAGGAUCGUGAAGUGCACUCUGUUCGUACCGCUCUCUCCUUACAUGAGCGUCGACGUUAAGGGGGAGCCAUCCUCGCGAUCAUUUUCGCGGUACUUAAGCUCUCCGCAGGGUGUGCACCCUACUGUCCUACCAACGUAGAUGAAAUACUUUUGUGUCCCCUAUCCCCUAUCCGCGUAGGUAGGUGGUCCGAGAGUGUUCGAAUACGCCUUGAUUUGUUUUGGUUGCUGUCGAAUUGGUUCGGAGGAAACAGGAGUUGUUGCUGCUGUCGUUGGCCGGGUGAUUUUCUGUCACUUGUUUGUGUAUCCGCUCUUAUGUAGCCGUAUUGGUUGCGAUUGGCUUUAAACUAAAUAAGUCUACACAGGGUUUGAAGAAGGCAACGUUUUUUACGAUCCACCCAAUACCCCAAAACUAGAAAAAGGGGUGUAUCUG
Messenger RNA from Ectocarpus siliculosus, 1354 nucleotides. NCBI's taxonomy places the organism in Eukaryota, Phaeophyceae, Ectocarpales, Ectocarpaceae. The record is from the annotation of a GenBank genome assembly.